Mollisia scopiformis is the source of this 3415-nucleotide messenger RNA. Its product is annotated as kinesin-domain-containing protein. Gene Ontology annotation, biological process: microtubule-based movement. The transcript has 4 exons. The record is from RefSeq and is a predicted model, not a curated record. Gene Ontology annotation, molecular function: ATP binding; microtubule motor activity; microtubule binding. NCBI's taxonomy places the organism in Eukaryota, Fungi, Ascomycota, Leotiomycetes, Helotiales, Mollisiaceae. The coding region runs from base 173 to 3166 and encodes 997 amino acids.
UUCAGACAGCACGACUUUCGCUCUUUCGCACCUGCUACUAACAAUAUCAGCUCCUGCGAUCUUUAAUUCCUUUUGCCUUCAUAUUCAUCGAGCGCAAAUCGCUCCGCGCCAAACGGUCUCACGCGGUCAAUUUGUGCCGCGUUUGGCUACGAUUUUCGAAGCAUAAUUCACAAUGGCAGCUACAGACCCGGGAGCGAGCUCAAUCUCAGUCACAGUUCGUGUUAGACCUUUCACAAUCCGCGAAGCUGCACAAAUCACAAAAUGUGAGGACGGUACAUUAUUUCUCGGCGAUGGCUCCCUCGCUGGAGCUCCAACACCAAAGCUUGGUCAGAAGGGAAUCCGACCGGUGGUUAAAGUAAUAGACGACAAGUGCUUAGUAUUCGAUCCUCCAGAGGAUAAUCCGGUCCAGAGAUUCUCGCGAUCUGUCGUAUCGAAUAUGGGCAAGAGGGUAAAGGAUCAAACCUUCGGCUUCGAUAGGGUAUUCGACGAGAACACAACACAAGGCGAGGUCUACGAAGCUACAGCGAGAGGACUGCUGGACAGUGUUUUGGAAGGAUAUAAUGCUACUGUGUUUGCAUACGGUGCGACAGGUUGCGGAAAGACACACACAAUUACUGGCACGGCACAACAGCCCGGUAUCAUCUUCUUGACGAUGCAGGAGUUAUUCGAAAAAAUCUCCGAACGCAGCGACGAGAAGCACACAGAGGUCUCCCUCUCAUAUCUCGAAAUCUACAAUGAGACGAUUCGGGAUCUACUGGUACCUGGUGGAAGCAAACAAGGAUUGAUGUUACGAGAAGAUGCCAAUCAAGCAGUCUCCGUGGCAGGACUUUCGAGUCACCAUCCACACGAUGUGCAGGAGGUCAUGGACAUGAUCGUCAAAGGAAACGAGUACAGAACAGUCUCGCCGACGGAGGCCAAUGCCACUUCGUCCCGGUCACACGCAGUAUUGCAAAUCAACGUCGCACAGAAGGACCGGAAUGCGGAUGUCAACGAACCCCAUACCAUGGCCACACUGAGCAUCAUUGAUCUUGCUGGUAGUGAACGUGCCAGUGCUACAAAGAACCGAGGUGAGCGAUUGCUCGAAGGUGCCAAUAUCAACAAGUCCCUGCUUGCGUUGGGAAGCUGUAUCAAUGCUCUUUGCGAUCCGCGAAAGAAGAAUCACGUUCCAUACCGGAAUUCGAAGCUCACUCGUCUCCUCAAAUUCUCCCUCGGUGGGAAUUGCAAGACGGUCAUGAUUGUCUGUGUCAGUCCUUCUAGUGCACACUUCGAUGAGACCCAAAACACCUUGAGAUACGCCAAUCGAGCGAAGAACAUCCAGACCAAGGUCACAAGAAAUGUUUACAAUGUUAACCGACACGUCAAGGAUUUCUUGGUGAAGAUCGAUGAGCAAAUGGCUCUGAUCAAUGAGCUCCGCGCACAACAAAAAGACUUCGAAGGUGUGGCAUUUGUCAAAUAUAGGAAGCAAAGUGAGAAGCGAGAUGGAAUUGCCAGAGAAGGAAUACUAAGAAUUCGAGCUGCUUUCGACAACUCUGCUGCUGAGCGAGAGGAGAAGGCCAACAACAUGAAGAAACUCUCAGCUAUCCAAAGACGUAUCAGUAUUCUUUCGUCGUGGAUUGCUGCAUUUGAUACAAUCUGCGAUACGAGAGAAGAGGGUGAUAUGCCAACUAGUCUUGCUGCCAUGCGGAAGACAGCUGUCGGAAUCCAGUUGGAGCUCGAGAAUAGUAGACAACACUAUCAUCAAAGACUCGAGAAGCAAAACUGGGAACGAGCUGUUGAUUCGGCCUUGCAAAAUAGUAUCCGACUGUUGACCGAAGUCGAUGGAUCCGCAGAUGGCUUGGACGUGUCGAGUCUAACUCGAGAGGCAGAGCUGCUCAAAGCUAAUGCUGCGAGAGACGCUUACCUGGAAGUUCUGGAGCAGGACAAGGGAGGGGAUUCGCAAAUUGUGCAAGUACUUCUGUCUGCUCAAUUCGACAUCAUCUCAUCUCUCAAUGAUAUUCUAAGCAUGAGCGAGGAGGAGGCUGUCCAGCACGCAAAGACUAUCUUCAAGCGUUUACUGCAAAGCUGUUCUGAAGCCGCUGCUCAAGUCGUCAAGCCGGAUGGAUCUAUGAAGAUCGUCGAAGCGUUUCCUCCAACGAAGCGCGGAACACCGAAGAGGAAGAAGACUGUAAAUCUUACAGAGAGCCAACCACGCCCUGUUCCUGUAAUGCCAGCUUUUGUCGCUGCUGCACCACAAGUCUACUCAUCACCAAUGAAGUCUUCACCUCGACGACGAAAGGUCAUGGGAAAGAAAGGACUCUCUUAUACCCCAAAGAAGAAGUCUCAACGCAGUGUUAGAUGGCGUGAUGAUGCUGAAGCUGGUAAUCUUGCAGAAUUUGAGAAGACUCCUCAAAAACCAGCCGACACCCCAGAAGUCUCGUCAAUCGAGGACAGCGUCGUUCUCCCUAAGUUACCCGCUUACCUGGCAGAAGAAGUCUCGAACGAUUCUCUCGGUUCAUCUCCAAUUCCUGCUGCGCCAGAGCCGUCAUUCGAGAUCAAGCCCAAGGUAAAUCGCUUCCAAGCUGGUUUCUUGUCAAAGAGAACAGAUGGAUCACCACCACCUCCGACUAUCACAAACCUCUCCUCAUCCGACAAUGACCAGUCACCUCUUCGAGCGAUCAAUGCUUCGAAUGCCGCGAAUCGCUCCUCCCUGCAUCAAGUACAAACAGCAAACGAGACACCAACCGACAGCGGCAACAAUUCCUCCUCGGAAAGUGAGAAUGGUAGCUGGACAGUGGAUAAGUCUGACAGUGCAAAGAUCGGCCAGGCUUUGAAGCGUUCUGGAUCCAUCUCACGGGCCUCGAAUGCACACGACUCAAUUCGAGGCAGAAGAGCCCGAAGUCCUCCAGCUUCAGUCAUGGCAGGUUCGCCGCCAAAUGAGAAUAUGUUCACGGCUGGCCACGCUCGACGUAUGGUCACCAGUCAGAAGGAAGGAUCUUUCACCUCAAGUGUUCUCAGUCCUCGCACUGCUCCAAUCAUGAAGCACAAUCGCCGUACUACCAUCGAUGUCAGCAGACAAACCAGUGGUAGCAUGUCGAGUGGUCCCGUCCGACUUACAGGCACUAUUGGCAGCACACCGAAGCAACGAGAAAGCGUCGCAGGUCUGACUGGUAAGGGUUCUUGGCGCUAAACAGUACGUAUCCCAGGGGACUGGUGUAAGAAUAAUAGCUAUGAGAUUGGCAUUGGCACUGUUUUCUUGAGAUCACUGCAUUGGCUGGAGUCGAGCGCUGCAAUUGCAUGAUGAUAAUGACUUCCUCAUUCCUGUAUCUUGUAUUUUCCUUCCAUCGCUCCACAGCGCGAUCAGAUUGAAUGGCGUCGAGAGUCUGGAGUUUGGUGAAGUGAGGGAUGGAAGGCUAUGUUGUUUAGUAGUGUUUGUGUG